Molecule: messenger RNA, 705 nt
Organism: Penicillium nucicola
Lineage: Eukaryota; Fungi; Ascomycota; Eurotiomycetes; Eurotiales; Aspergillaceae
Product: VOC family protein
Exons: 1
Coding region: 1-705 (234 amino acids)
Source: RefSeq, a predicted model, not a curated record
AUGCAUCUCCUACCCCUGCUCCCAAUUCUCCUCUCCAUAUUCUCUCUCCAAACAAAAGCUUGCAACCCAACCCGCCGCUCAACCGCCGAUGCCACAGCAAGCAACCCAUUCACCCUAGGCACAGACGGGCCCGCACCACCCGAAACCCUAGGCUACGCGCUAAACCACGUCGGUCUAAUAACCAACAACCUCACCGCAAUGAAGGGCUUCUACGGCAACGUCCUGGGCAUGCGGCUCCUCUUCGACGCUGCCCUGACACCCGAAUACACAGUGACAUACAUGGGCUACGUGCAAGGUGGACGAAACGGCACAGGGUUCCAAACCGGCACAGAAAUGACCAUGGGCAAGAAUAAUAUGUACGGGUUGUUGGAAAUUGUGGAGUUUAGUGUUUCGGAUGAUACGUUGCUGUCGUCGACGCAGCGGACGAAUACGUUUAGCCAUGUUGGGCUGGUUGUUCCUGAUGUUGUCAAGGCGCAGACGUAUUUGGAGGGUAAGGGGGUGGAGGUUCUGAAGGGAGUGGGUGUGCCUAUUGAGGCGUUUGAGGGGGGUGUUCCUAAUGCACUUGGUGUUGGGGGCUUUGCGGGAGUGCAUCUUGAGGCUAAGAGGAGGCUUGUUGAGGCUCAGGGGUUGAUUGGCUGGGAGAACUUUUUGUUGGUUAGGGACCCUGAUGGGAAUUUGGUGGAGAUUCAGCAGCAGGAUGUUUAG